AUGUAUCCCGGGUUUCUUUUUCUACUCCUCGCGGUACUUGCCGUUUGUACAGGAGCGAUUGGUUCAGCACCAAGAUGCAAAUGCAUUCCCGGUCAAUCCUGCUGGCCCUCUUCUGCAGAAUGGAAAGCCUUCAACAAAAAGAUCGGCGGUGGUCUUAUCAAGACUGAGCCAAUCGCGCAGUCAUGCUACCCCGGUCCGGAGAAGGAUCUGAAGCACUGCGCUUACGUGAACAAAAUGUGGUCGGAUCAAGAUUUCCAGUCAUCGAAUCCUAUCGGGAGACCUUAUCCAUACAACAUCACCUGUGCGCCGGUGGAUUACGCUACAGGUAAAAAGCCUACGACUUGCAGUCUUGGAUCUUUGCCUGUUUACGCUGUUAAUGCUACUACACUGUCACAAAUCCGAAGUACGAUUGCUUAUGCGCGUGAGAGGAAUAUCAGGCUUGUUGUUACCGGAACAGGCCAUGAUCUCCUCGGUCGCUCCGAUGGGUUUGGUGGUCUUGAGCUUUGGCUUCAUCAGUUCAAGAAUGGUAUUGAUUUUCAGAAGAUUUACAAAUCUGAAAACCAGUGCAACAAGUCUAGAUGGAGGGGCAGUGCUAUCAAGAUUGAUGGUAAUUACCAAUGGCGCGAUGUUUACAAGGUUGCUGAAGCGAAUAAUGUCAUCGCAGUUGGUGGUGGCUCUCUUACGCCGGGAGCGAUUGGCGGGUGGGCUUCUGGCGGUGGCCAUGGACCUGCGACGAGGAACUACGGUCUUGGCGCUGAUCAGAUUCUUGAGGCAGAAGUGAUGCUGGCUGAUGGAAGAGUCGUCAUCGCCAAUCACUGCGAGAACACGGAUCUCUUCCGCUCCAUGCGCGGUGGCGGUCCAGGCUAUGGUAUCACUUUGAGCAGCACCAUCAAAGCUCAUCCGAACGUCAAGACAGUCACAGCUCAUCAUCUCCAGAUCACACCGCUGGAGAAGACAAAGAAAAAUGCAGAUCUCCUUGACGCUGUGUCUGUUCUGCUGCAGUCGCUUCCUGAUCUCAACGACGCUGGCUUUGCUGGCUACGGUUACUGGUUCCGAAACUACCCGACUGCCUUUAUUGGAAACGCUACAUCUGGUUACUCACACGGCUUUUGGACAAUCGGUAAGUGCCGUGAAGAGGCCGAGGCUGCCUGGGCUCCCAUGGGAAAGGUCUUGUCGAAGUUUGAAGAUAAGCUCUACAUUAACGAGAGCUGGGCUACAUACGACAAUUACUGGUCAUUUUACCACGCCGAGUCAGGGCUUUAUGAUCCCACGGGUGACACUUCAGUUCUCACUUCGCGAUUAAUCGACCGUCAGAGCGUCAAGAGUUUCGGCAAAGUUCGAAACGCCGUCGAAGUCAUGAGCGGCAAGCCUCAUGAGUUCGGCACAAGCGUUAUUCUUCUCACGUCUGGAGGCCAAGUCUUCAAGGACGCUUCAGACAAGACAAGUGGCCUGCUCCCCGCGUGGCGAAAAUCACACUACGUUCUCGUCUCGAGCACGGGUAUUUCUCGUACCGGAAACAUGACUGAGCGCAAAGCAGCGAAUGACGACGUCACGUUUGUCAAAGGUGCCGCGGCGAAGAAGUUGGCUCCUAAUACUGGUGGUUACAUGAAUGAGGGUGAUCGCAAUGAUCCUGAUUGGAAGAAGACGUUCUAUGGAAGUUUGUAUGGUGAGCACCUUAAGACGAAGAGGAAGUAUGAUCCUUGUCAUGUUUUCUACUGUCCUACUUGUGUUGGCUCUGAGGAGUGGGUGGAGAGAUCUGAUGGGCCUUUAUGUAGAGUUGCGUAG
Messenger RNA from Fusarium fujikuroi IMI 58289, 1785 nucleotides. Its product is annotated as related to isoamyl alcohol oxidase. The coding region runs from base 1 to 1785 and encodes 594 amino acids. The transcript has 2 exons. Lineage: Eukaryota; Fungi; Ascomycota; Sordariomycetes; Hypocreales; Nectriaceae. The record is from RefSeq and is a predicted model, not a curated record. Gene Ontology annotation, molecular function: FAD binding; oxidoreductase activity.